This is a messenger RNA of Nezara viridula (southern green stink bug), 2515 nucleotides long. The record is from the annotation of a GenBank genome assembly. Lineage: Eukaryota; Metazoa; Arthropoda; Insecta; Hemiptera; Pentatomidae.
GUAGGGGCGACGUAGCAAGCGCUGGCUCCAGUAGUGGUCAGCAUGCCAUCCAUUCCUCAGCUUCUCCUCUUCUUGGCUCUCUGCUUUCUUGGAGGAUCCACGGCAGUCCAUGGCGACCACGAUCCGCCGGAGUUCGGUAAACCUCUAUGGAACUCGACAUACACGGAUCAACUUAAGAGAGAUCUCUUGGCCACCUACGACAAGUUCGCUCGGCCUGCCCAGCACACUAAUAUGACAACCGUCACCAUAGACCUGGGUCUGAAACACGUUCAUCUUGAUGACAGCAAAUCUUUGAUGACGGUCAACGCUUGGGUCAAACUUAUGUGGCGCGACGAGAAGCUGCAAUGGAACUCGAGCGAUUACGGUGGCCUGAAAGAGCUCCAUUUGGCAGACCAUGAGAUCUGGCAGCCUGAUGUGGUACUAUACAAUAGCGCCUUGGGCAACAACAUAGACCACUACGGUAAUACGCACUGCAUCGCCACGCCAGAGGGCAAGGUAAUGUGGGUCCCGCCAACUCAGUUCGUCGUCUUCUGCGACAUGGACCUCUCGAAGUGGCCGUUCGACAGACACCUCUGUUCGCUGAGGCUCGGGUCUUGGACCUAUUCUGGCGAUCAGGUCGACUUGCAGAUCAGCAAAAUUGGCGAGAUUGAGGCAUCUAUAAAAACAAUGGAGGUGACUGAGUGGAACGUGGUCGGAGUCUCGAAGAGGCGAACGUCAUCAUAUUACGAAUGCUGCUCCGAACCGUACGUCGACGUAACUUUCAAUCUGACUGUGGAGAGGAGAUCUCCUUCCUACAGGGCAAUCGUCAUUCUGCCUGCUAUGUGUACCAUCCUGCUGACACUAAGUCCACUCUGGCUCCCACCUCAGAGCAAGGAGCGGUACUUGCUAUGUGGAAUUACAGUCAUUCUAAUCGCCUUGUUUCUUGUCUACUUCAGCAUUCGCCUCCCUCUCAUAGGACCCAGUACGCCACUGAUUGUGAUGUUCUAUGCCUCCAGUCUUAUUAUGGUCUGUUGCACGGUAGUCCUGACCGUUGUGUGCUACAACGUUGUGCUGUCGCAGGUUCGAUUACCGAGGGCUGUGAUAGAUCUUCUUAGGGGAAGGUUAUCCAAAGUGCUGCUAUUGCCAACACUAAGGGUGAAGCCCAGUUACGAUGAAGAUACAAGCAGUACAGGGGAAGAGUUACGAGAUUACGAAGGUAACAAUGACGACAGGAUGAUCUUAAGUCGGAGGAAUCCUCAGGAAGGAUGGAUCCUGGUCACUGCGGCUUUCGACAGGAUAUUCUUCGUCGCAUACCUCGUCGUAUUUGGUUCCUUAAUGCUGAAGGCCGUCUUAUAACCUGCGGUCAAUGUUCAAAUUAUGAAAAUAAGAGAUGAACGAGUGUCAUCAUGUAUAUAUAUUUGAAUGUUUAUUCAAAAUGAUUCUUGUAUGUGUUCAUAUAAAAAAAUGUAAUGUUAGUAUUAUAAAUUUGUAAAUUAUUUAAUUUAAAGUUCAUUCAAAAAUUUAUAAUUUAUACUUAAGUUGAAACAUUUCAAUUUAUGAACAUUUUAAAACAUCUAGAUCUUGCUUUAUCUUAACAUUUAAGGUAUGACAAAUUCAAUUUCAAAUUAGUUAAUAUCUUCUCAUUGUUUUAUUGUGUUACUGUAAAAUACAUAUCGUUAAGUUAAAGAUUACUUUUAAAUUAUUUUAUCUGUCCUUUAGAAUGUUUAUUAUACCCUUUGGACCCACUUAAGUUAUUAAACAAACAAAAAAUGAAAUUAACAUAAGAAAAUUGGAUUAAGUACUUCCAAAUUUUAAUUCUUUUCACUAAUUAUUGAAAAUGAAGUAAUACCGUUGAUUCGUUUGUUAACUUUGUUCUAAAAAAGAAGAUUAUGCAUGUUUAUAUUAUAUUAUUAAGUAAACUUACAUGGUUGCUUCUUCAUAUCUGCUUAACAUUUUUCAGCUUUACUUAAAACAAUCUGCAAAUCUUGAUAACUUCAUUCAUAUUUUACUUUUUUUGUUCUCAUCCUCGCUUCUAUUUUUUUCCUGAAAAAUAAAAGGACAGAUAUGUUAAUAAAUCUUAUGUAUAAAAUUAAAUUAAGUGUUUUGUAUUCAAGAAACGAUAAAAUGUCAAGUGUUAGCAAAAAAGGAGAAUAGGGACACUUGCUGGUUUCUCAGUAAUGUUGUUGAAAUAAAAUGCAAUAGAUUAAAACAUUAACAAAUUUAAUAUCAUUGAUAAAUAGUUGAAAUUAUCUUAUUUAUAGUUAUUAUUGACUAAAAACAAUAUGGUUAUGAAGUUAAGAAUUGCAAUUACAUAGUCCAGUAACCUUGUACAUCUUAAGUUGCAUCAAGCGGUGAUAAAAUAUUCUUUUUUUUUUUCUUAAGAUUACUUCUGAAUAUCUCCAAAAGAGCUAUAAUUUUUAUUCUAUAUUGCACUUUUCUCUUCUUCCCCCCAUUUUAACCAGAAAGGAGCACGUUUUUGAAAAAAAACACUAUAUACAUUUUUAAACUAGAUACAUUUACAGUAAUUUGAGACCAG